GCAGAUCGAGGCGAGGCCGCGAGGGAGGAGAAGAGCCAUGAUGGGGGCGCAUCAGAUCAUCGCUCAAUGGCAGCAGCAUGGGCGUUCUCCUCCUGCUGGUGCUCCUGCUGGAUGCGGGCGUCGUCCUCCCAGCCGUGCUCCUAGCAGCAGAGGCUCCAGCAGCAGAGGAGAAGAGGCAGGAUGCGGGCGUCGUCCUCCUAGUUAUGCUCCUGCUGGGCGGUGCGCUGUGCUCCUACUGGUGCUCGACGGCUGGAGCCUGCUGCCUGGUGGUGCUCGGCGGAUGAGCAGGGGAUCCGAUCGGGUAGGGGAUGAGGAUGAGAUGACCGAUCGGAUCGGAUGGGCAGGGGAUGAGGAUGAGUGGAUGACCGACCGGAUGAGCUGGUUUGCUCGGCGGCUGCCGGCUGGGGGAUGGGGAUUAGGUCAUUAGGGUUUGCCGGU
Molecule: messenger RNA, 438 nt
Organism: Zea mays
Lineage: Eukaryota; Viridiplantae; Streptophyta; Magnoliopsida; Poales; Poaceae
Exons: 1
Coding region: 38-427 (129 amino acids)
Source: RefSeq, a predicted model, not a curated record